AUGUCAACAUAUAGGGGGACAUUUGAACACGACUCAUUUUUGGGAUGGCUGAACUUAUUGAAGAUCAGAAGAUUACAGUUUCUCUAUGAUGUUGGUGAAAGACCACCUUAUCCAGUAAUCAUUAGUAAGCCUACUGUUGGAGAUGUAUUGAAGAAUUUGAACAAGGCAGAUUUCGGUCUAUUUGCAACUGUGACAUUUUUGGGUUUCUUUGCUGCCAGAAAAGCCACUUUGGGAUUAACUACUACUGAAUUUGUUAGAUAGAGAGGAUUCUCGAUUGCUUGGAAUUCAAUUAUGAUGGCUGGUGCUUUGUUUGCUUGCAUGAAUAGUAACAAUAGACUUACUGGAUUUGUGGACAAUGGAUUACAAUGGAGAAGAAAGGAGCAAAGAUUAAACAAAUACGAUUUCACAUCUGAAUUCGAAGAAGGCACUAUUUGGAAAUUCUUCAGAUUAAGAUGACAUUAAAUCAUAUAUUCAAUGCAUAUAUUUUCAUUAUUAUUUUAUUGGUAUCAA
This is a messenger RNA of Paramecium tetraurelia, 510 nucleotides long. RefSeq lists its product as uncharacterized. Lineage: Eukaryota; Ciliophora; Oligohymenophorea; Peniculida; Parameciidae. The transcript is spliced from 3 exons. The record is from RefSeq and is a predicted model, not a curated record.